GCUAGCCUUCAGGUACUGGCAUGGCUAACUAGUACAGUAGCUAGCGAUGGCGUGUCAAUGUCAGCUGGACUGCAGCUAGGAAUCAGAUCAAAACGAGCCUGAACGCAGGACUGAACUAAUUUCACCGUUCAGAUUCCAGACGAAGAGAAGCCAACGCAGAGGGAGGAGCUACUUCCUAUCGUCUUUUGAGGCCCUGAGCUUUUAGGCACCUGCCCGAGGCUUGUGGGACUGAGUUGUUAAGUUGAUAUUACAGUUGCCUUCUAAUCUUCAUCUAGCUCAGUUUGCACUGCUGUGCGAACUACAGCUCAACAGCUCAACAGCUCAACUGACUUGCAAAAGGCGAUUGGAUCACAUAGCUGCCGCUUUUGCUCCACCAUAAUGCGGACCCUGUCCUGUACCCUUCAGCUUCUUCCCCUCAGAGUUCCAAGAAAGUCUUGACGAGACUCUUGUUGGUUCCAAACUUCUCAAACUUCAAGCUAAAACGGAGGAGCCUCUACCAGCUUCUUCAGCUUGGACAAAAUCCAAGAUCAGCCAACAGUUCUCAACAACGCUGACAAUGGCGUCAAAGUCGUCGCCGCCAGGGGGUCUAGUGCCUAACGAGAAGGAGACCGCAAUCCCGAUGCCGGCGAAGGCGCAAGGUGCGCAAGCGAGGAAGCAUGAGGGCCUGAUCGACUACAGUAUGGUGGACGGAGCGAACCUGUUCAAGCCGCCAAAUCCGAACAGCCCGCUCGUCGCGCCCCUGAGGGACCUCAAAAAAGCAGGACUGAUCCCUCACGGCACGUAUAUAUACGACGCCAACCACCCGAUCCGGCUCCUCUUCCGGAUGACCGGAACCGCCGCCAAGAUGGCGUUCCUCAGUUCCAGUUUCUGGCUAAUCAUAUGCGCCCACGUGUUGCUCCUCAUCUGCUACUACCAGACCGACCAUAAUAAGAUCCGCAUCGAUACGACACCUGGCAACACGCCGUGGCCGUUUCUGCGGUCGAGUACAUAUGCCGGCUUCCUGGGGACGCUGGUCUCGUUCGUGCUCGUGUUUCAGACGACGCAGAGUUAUAAUAGGUUUUUCGUGCAGUACGACGCGUGCAACCUGGUCGCAAAAGCCGCGUGGCAGUUCACGACGGACCUGCGGACCCGCUUCGAUGACGACCGCUUCCCAGGCGCAACUGUCGUCCGCAAGAAACUGCUCAACUAUUGCAUCGCCUGCUGCUACCUCGGCUUUGGCUGGCUCCCGCACUACAAGAAAAACGACCUCCACGUGUGGACACUAAAACGAGUGCACGACCGACAGCUGCUGACGCCAGAGGAGGAGGCGCACAUCUUGGCGCUGCCCGAAGGAGUGAAGCCCGUCUUUUCGGUUGUCAAGUGGACGAUGUACCUGAUCUUCCAGGAGUUUCGGGCGGGGCACAUCACCGAGCGGUCCCACGACAUGCUGGCCACCGCCUUCCUCCGACUCUUCAACGGAUUCAGUACGCUGUAUGAGUAUGCGGCUAUGCCGGUACCCUUUGCGUUCUACCACCUUCUGAACGUGAUGGCUAUCGGGUACCUGCUGAUUCUGGCCUACACUCAGGUGUUUUCAUCCGGUUACUGGUCCAUCUUUCCGAUGGUCUUGACCGUCCUUUGCACGCUGGGGAUUCGUGAGCUGUCCAAUGCGCUCGCGGACCCUUUCGGUUGCGACGAAACGGACAUCCCCGUUCUGGACAGCGUCCUGCUGUGGGACUGGUUCUUCACCGACUGUGCGAUGGGGCACAUCGAAAAGUUCAAGUACACGGUAGAGUCGGAGUAGCUUCGACGGGUCACGUCGAAUCACUGUUUUGUUGUUGUAAGUUUGCUUGCCGCAAACAGAAAUGCGUCGAGGCAAAGUUGCGUUGGCGAGUGCUUUUCACAGGGCCCCGGGGGGACCGAAAGGCUAACGAGAAGCAACGAAGCCGGUCUGUUCCAAGCAACGCGAGUUGUGGGAUCUUAACAUGUCAUCUUGAGUUGCACCGCCUGCUAACUGAUUAAUCUUAGAAUUGUCAAUAUUUGGAGCCCGCGCUUGAACUUGAUUGCUAGCAAGAAGGGCCGGCUUCGGAAGUCGCUUCACAUGGAACAUCCAGGGAGAUUUCAGAGUCAAACUAACCGUUUAGACCGAGAAUUCUUACACACUUUGCAUUUGUUUACAAAUUCCUGAGGCCUCGCAUGACGGUAAAAAGGACAAAUAAAGAUACCGUACAAGUUUAUAGCUAGGCUAGAGAGACAUGCCAAACGGAAGAAGAUCGAUCGAAGAAUCGGCAAAACAUUACCAUGUUGCUCAAGUCCAAAUUUGGAUCCGAACUCGGUACGUUGCAAGCUCGCAUGCAUGUCCGAUCUGUACCGUA
Klebsormidium nitens is the source of this 2351-nucleotide messenger RNA. The record is from the annotation of a GenBank genome assembly. Lineage: Eukaryota; Viridiplantae; Streptophyta; Klebsormidiophyceae; Klebsormidiales; Klebsormidiaceae.